Molecule: messenger RNA, 12747 nt
Organism: Acipenser ruthenus (sterlet)
Lineage: Eukaryota; Metazoa; Chordata; Actinopteri; Acipenseriformes; Acipenseridae
Product: F-box only protein 41-like
Exons: 13
Coding region: 278-2716 (812 amino acids)
Molecular function (GO): protein binding
Source: RefSeq, a predicted model, not a curated record
CCGCCUGCACCAGCUCCUGGCUAGUUCAGUAUUCUGCUGCAGAGUGGAGCCAGUGACGUCACUGCUGGAGCAGUUCCUUGGAGAAAAAUGGAGAGGAAAAUGCGAGGAUGUAACAAUAAGAGAUUGAUAUGUCUCCAUUAACAACUACGGAACUGGACAAUAUUACUUCCAGUCUGCUCUCCUGAUACCAUGCUGUCUGGGUUCAUGAUGAGAGGAGCACUGCCCCCCUUGGAAAGUGCGCUGAGCAGCUGGCUUCACGGUUGAUCGUGAGUGAGGAAUGGCCUCUCUGGACCUACCUUACCGCUGUCCACGUUGCGGGGAACACAAACGUUUCCGGAGCCUGUCCUCCCUUAGAGCCCACCUGGAGUACAGCCACACCUAUGAGACCCUCUACAUCCUGUCUAAGUCUAACAGUGUGAGCGACACCACCCUUGUCCCCUUGGUGUCUGACGGGCCCCUGCUGAGCCGAAAAGACGUCUUCGAGAGCACCUCUUUCAAGGAGCACCGCAACCCCUACGACUUGCCAUGUGCUAAUGACCUGGGCCUGAUCGCAGCGGCUGCUCGCUACAUCCCCAAUUUAGAGAUUCCCCUGAGCGACAUUUUUGUCAAGGAAGGAAUGACCUCCACCACACCUCCCACUCCCACUGCCGUCACAGCAGCUACUGCUGCAGCCAAUGCCGUGGAAGCCGCCUACGAGGAAGGGCUGGCCCGGCUGAAGGUGCGAGCCUUUGAGAAGCUGGAGCUAGACGAGCGGCUGGAAAAGCUCUCGGAGGAGGUGGAACAGAAGAUUGCGGCCCGUGUGGGCCGCUUGCAGGUGGAGCUGGAGAAGAAGAGCUCGGAACUGGAGAAGGCCAAGCAAGACAGCAUGAGGCUCGACCAGGAGAAGCAGGACCUGGAGAACAAGGCCUCGGAGCUCUCCCGCCAGGUGGACGUCUCAGUGGAAAUGCUGGCCACCCUCAAGCAGGACCUGGUUUCCAAGGAGCAGGAGCUCAACAGGAAGCAGCAGGAGGUGGCACAGAUUGACCAGUUCCUGCAGGAGACGGCGGCGAGGGAGGCCAACGCGAAGGUGCGUCUGCAGCAGUUCAUCGAGGAGCUCCUGGACCGGGCUGACCGCGCUGAGAAGCAGCUCCAGAGCAUCAGCAGUUGCAGCUCCACUCCCAACGGCAGUCUGAGCCGCUGCAGUGUGCCGGGAUGCAAGAGCACCGGCCGACAGAGGGAAAGAAACUCUGGCUCAGCUGUUUCUCAAGGGAUGUAUGAGGUGUCGGAUCGACGCUCCUCAGCAAGCACUGGAGCCUCCAGCCGGGUGAAGACGGUGUCGCAGAGCUCGGGGGGGUAUGACAGCGACAGCAUCGAGAUGCACCCCCUGAAGGAGUGCCCCGAGGCACAGUACUACCAUGUGCAGUGCCGCUCAGGGGAGGUGGGGUUUGAGAGGGCCAGCAUGUCACAGAGCUGGGGGCUGAGGAAACAUGCCAUCCAAAACUGGCAGCGGCGGCCCUACCUCAACAGCACCGAGGGGGAGGAGGGAGACGUGUCCGAUGGGGGCUCCCGUACCACCGAAUCCGAGGCUGAGGUCUGGGAGCAGAAGAGGGAGGCCUCUUCAGAGGCACAGCAGUCCAACUCCAACAAGGCCAGCGGGGGAUACAGGCUCGGCACAGGUCGGUCGGAGGGGGGGUAUAAGCCCUGCCGGCACGAUAAGCACAGCCCUUCCCAGUCGAACGAGGUGAUCAGCCCGGAGAUUCUCAAAAUGAGGGCUGUGCUGUUCUGCAUCUUCACCUACCUGGAUACCAAGACCCUGCUCCGGGCCGCCCAGGUCUGCAAGGACUGGAAGUUUGUCGCCCGGCACCCUGCAGUGUGGACCCGGGUGCUGCUGGAGAACGCCAGGAUAUCCUCCAAGUUUAUGACAACCGUGUCUCAGUGGUGUACCCAGACACACUCCCUCAUCCUCCAAAACCUCAAACCACGACAAAGGGUGAAGAAGGAGACAAAAGAGGAGUACCUGAAAAGCACACGAGGCUGUCUGGAGGUGGGGCUGGAGGCUCUGCUGAAGGCUGCAGGAGGAAAUCUGCUGAUCCUGAAGAUCUCGCACUGCCCCAGUGUGCUGACUGACCGCUCCCUGUGGCUGGCCAGCUGCCACUGCCGUGCUCUGCAGGCCGUAACCUACCGGAGUGCCACUGAUCCAGUUGGCCAGGAGGUGAUCUGGGCACUUGGGGCAGGCUGCAGAGACAUUAUUUCACUGCAGGUGGCGCCACUCCACCCAUGCCAACAGCCUGCUCGAUUCAGUAACCGCUGCCUUCAAACCAUUGGGCGAUGCUGGCCCCACCUGCGAGCUCUGGGUGUUGGUGGUGCGGGGUGUGGCAUCCAGGGCCUGGCAUCGUUAGCACGGAACUGCAUGCGGCUGCAGGUGCUGGAGCUGGAUCACGUGAGCGAAAUCAACCAGGAGGUGGCGGCAGAGGUGUGUCGAGAGGGACUGAAGGGGCUGGAGAUGCUGGUGCUCACCUCCACCCCGGUCACGCCCAAAGCUCUGCUGCAUUUCAACAGUGUGUGUCGGAAUCUGAAAUCCAUUGUGGUGCAGAUUGGGAUUGUGGAUUAUUUUGAAGAUCCUAACAGCCCUGAGGCCAGAAAACUCUUUGAGGAAAUGGUGAACAAACUGCAGGCGCUAAGGAAAAGGCCAGGUUUUUCAAAGAUUCUUCAUGUGAAGGCAGAUGAAGUUUGCUAACCCUGCUUUAAUACUGAUAAGACACACUUUACCUCAGAAAAACAAGACACAAUCUGAAUGCAUUCUUUGCAGCUUGCCAGGAAAAAACAAACAAACACAAAACAAAACAAAACAAGCAGCUAUGGCAUUACAAAUCAGUUCACACUGACUGCAGACACUGCUGGCUCAUAUUCUUUAAUAAUGGGAGCUUUUUUGUGCAAAUUGUUGCCAGUCCAGAAACUGUCCUCCUUGUAAAUCGUAUGGUGCCGGAGUGGGAGGAGCAUAGACUUGUAUUUCUAGAGAACAAUCACAGUGUACGUCUGAGUACUUUAUAUUGUUUCCAUGCUCUUGCGACUGGGAGAAAACCUUUGGUGGCAGUGAGCGUUCGAAAAGACGAAAUCCAUCCAAGAGACUUAGGGACCACCUCUCACCCCCUGCUCCUUGCCAAACAGACAAGACAAUAGCUUUCCUAAUAGCGCAGGGCAAUUAAACAUUUUCAACUCAGCAACCUUUAUAUGUCGUAUUAGUAUAGUCCAAACCAUGCUUUGUAACAGCAGUAUGUUUCAGCCACAUGGAAAGGAAUGAACUCUUUCUACUUCCCAAAAUACAAACCAGCAGGGACAACCAACUGCAAACCCAGUCAGUGCUUUCCAAGCUUCCUAAACUUGGUAUUCUUAAACUCAACUGGGAUUACUUCCGUGUUAAGCAGCUGACGGGACUACUGAGCUGAUUUUGAGGGAAUCUGGGGAAGUAAACUUCAGUGAAAGGUUUGUGGAUAAAACAUGUUCAUUCCUCCCCCUCUCUCCUCUUCCCGCCGAGAGAUCAUGCAAUCAUGAGACCAAAUCCACCUGUUCAGAGAGAGAGAGAGAGAGAGAGAGAGAGAGAGAAAACUGCGCUGGGAGGAUAGGCUGCAUUCGUCAAAAAAAACAUCUUAUUUUAUAAGGGGUGGCGAAGGGUUUCUUCCUCACUUCAGCUUGUUGAUGGUCAUCUGCUGCAUGCUAGUCACCUCGGCAGCCUAGUACAGCUCUGGCCAAAAGUUUUGCAUCACCCUCUCGAAUUUACUCAUUUUGUUUCAUUAAGGUGAAUAAAACCUGCUGAAUAAUGUUAAGUUAACAUAUGGAAUUACAUACCACUUUGUAGUUUUUCCAUAUACUUACUGCAAACUGACAAAAAUGGAAGCGUGACAUUCAAAAUCUAACAUGAAAUACUGUACUACUAUUAUGGCUUCUGACUUUUGCUACAUUUUGUAGUUUCUUUGAUUGCAUUAUGUUAAAUAAAAUAUUUAAAUUAUGUUCAUAUAGUUUUUUUUUUUUAAUUAUGUCUCAAUCCUAAAUUUCUAGGUGAUUCAAAACUUUUUGCCAAAGCUGUACAGUAUUGUACUGAGUCUCUGAAUACAAAGCAGAGUACACACCUGGUUUUCCUUCCUACAUAUCAGUCCACUGUGCUCUAGAUGCCAAUGAGUCCUAUAGAGCCCAUGCACUAUGUAGAGGUGCUGUCUAGAGAUGAGUGAACAAGUUCAGAUCCAAGCUCCUCUGCCUUGAAAUAAAAUAAAUACAUUUUAAAAAGCAAGCAAAUAAAUAAAUAAAUAGAGCACACAGGGAAAAGCAUCAGACCGUUUGUCUCGUAUCCUCAUUUUAUGAGCAUACUUAAAAAUACAUUAGGUACAUUAGCUACAAUGUAGCCGCACUGGGCGUUUUUAUUUAAUUUUUGCCCUAAAUGUGAAUGAACAGAAUUGAAUAAGGAAAUUAUGAAUUCCCGAAUGGUGAAAUAUCAAGGGAGCCCUGUACGUGUUUUGAAUUCUGUGUUACGUGCAUGCAGUGAAUAUUAGUAAAUGGUGACUACAUCUAGCAAUUGUACCUGUAUUUUAAAGUGUCUCCCAUUUCACAUGCCUAAACCUGAAUCUGAAAGGCGCCCAAUCUUUUCUGAAGUGUAGUAUAUAUCGCCCUAAAUUGCGAGGAGGGAAUAAUCUUUAAAAAAAAGUUAAUGUUUCGCCCCAAAUUUUGAAGCAUACAGAACAAACCUGGUAUUUUGUUAAUGCAUUGCCCGGACAUUACUGCGACAGGAGGCAGAACUUGCUAAGCAGUCAAGUGUUGGCAAUGGGGACCGAUUGUAACCCCAUAGUUUCCUUUUGUUCUAUUUUUGACAAUCAAUGGUAGGCAGAGGUAUUAGUGCCAUGUAUUCAUAUUAAAUUUAAUGCUGUAUUUGGUUCAAUAAAGGCCACACAAUUUGACAAGACCUUUUAUUGAGCUAGAGUUGAAAUCAGUAUCUCCACCCCUUCUCCUGAUUCUGUGUCUGUGCAGGCCCUUAACGUAAAAUACAAAUUACAAACAAAUAUCAAAAUAAAAAUCCUCCAAUUGGCACAUGCUCUAGCCAGGAGUCUGCUUAGCUGAGCAGUAUAUACAAAGACAGACCAAAUAUAAGAGUUUAGUAUUAAAUUAGCAGUUAAUUCAAUUAAUUAUUUAUUACAAAUGUGUAUCAAAUACAGUAUUACAGAAAGACCUAUAAAGAAAGAUAACAUUAUUUAACAGAGGAUACAAAGUAUUUGAAUUAUUUAUUUCUAUAAAAAGAGAGACAUCUAUACCGUUGGCAUGUUUGUGUGUUUUUUAGCUUAUAUUAGACUAUGUAUAUAAGGGGUUUGUUGCCAUUCAUCUUUUUCUUUUUUCCUUUUUUCUUUUUUAGUUUCAUGGUUGGUUCAUUUCACCAGUGAAAAAUCUCCUUUUGUGCAGUAUUUAAAAAUAAAAAAAAAGCUCUGUGGUGUUUUUUCAAUUGUUUAUAUAUUUAUCAAUAUUUGUUAUAAAGAAGCACUUUAGAAUUUUUGCUAGCGCUUUUAGAGAUAUGUGGUUGUGAAAGGUAAAAACUGGUAGUAAAUCAAGCUUAUUUGGUGUACUCUAUGUGAUGACUGUGUAUUCUUCAUGGUUUUGUCAGUUGUGCCAAGACUUGAAGCACCAGCUCUUCUGCAGAGUCACAUGACCCUAGACUACGCGAAGUCACAUGGUCUGUCGAACCAAAAGAGCAAAAGAAACCACUCACAGCCUGGUUAGUGGUGUCUGUGGAACACUUAUAAAGAUACUAUAGUCAUUAACAUCAGAGUGGUCCAAAAAAUGAGCUCAAAACAUCUCCAUUUUUUCUGGAAUUUUGAUGAGUAGCUUGACGUAUUUUAUUCUAUUUUUAUAUAGAACAUUUAAUGUGUUUAACGUUUAGCGACCAUUCUUCGGAAAAUAAGUGUUUGAUUUAUAAUAUUAAUAUUAAUAAUGCAGUGUGUGUAUUUAUGCAUCUUUAUUGUAGGAAUCAGCUAGAGUAAGUAGUUAUAAAACUUACUUAGAAUGUUCUAAAAAGUAAGGGGGGGUUGUAACUCUUGAAAUCACAGUAGGUUCAUAUUUUGAUAUUUACAUGCCGUAUUUGCGUUAAUACAAUCAUCUCCUAAUUCUAAAUAACAAAAGCCAAUUGAGAAAUUAUAUUGUAGGACCGCUUCUGCUAAUUUAACCAGGUAUAGCUGAUUGACAAUUACUACUGUACAUUGAGUGCCAUCAUUUCUGCUAUUUGGAAUCCCUUCAUCAGAAAUGACAGCAGCUUGAAGCUGUACAGAACAUCAAGACAGCAAGAUCCCAAUAGUUCUCUGCACAGCUAUCAGAAGUUAAAACUGGGCUAGCGGGCUGUCUGAGUAGCAUUACCUGACAAUGUUAAAAACAAAAACACACCUGUAACAUUGUGCAUAGCUGUCACAUAAUAAAAUCAAAUCAAAAACUAGCCAGGAAUUCCCCACUCUCCCCAAAAGGGUCAAGCAAUGGUAGCGUGGAGCACAGAAGAUAGUUUUUCUUAGAGAAUCGGUCAGCACGCUGUAGCGGUUGCAUUAGCAGAACAAGAGACGAUCUUUAAAAGACAACAGGGCUCUGCCUCCCAGUGUAUUUCUAUUACUGUAUUUACAAGGGAAGAGGGUUCCUUGUGUUGGUGUGUUUGUCCUCUUUUCUUGUGAAUACCUUGUGAGGAUGAAAUAUGUAGCUAAUGAUCCAGACAGCAGUUUUAUCACCUUGGCAGUUAAAGGCUCUGCUUUAAUCUGAAUAAAGCCAGCUCACGUCGAUUGGGUUAUAAUGGGCUUUGACGGCAUUAACAGGAUUAAUAUAGAGUAUGACAAGUAGGCAGAGAUAUUUUGAGAUCAUUGCUAUUAUUAGUUUUUUUUUCACAUCACAGUGAGGGCUGUGGGUAGCUAUGGAAACACCCUUUCCCGUUCCAGUUUGGCAGCUUGUGCUGUGUCUUCUGGGACUGCCAUGCAGAAGAGCUGGUGCCAAACUGUUUACAUUUGUGUAGAUGUUGUGGCCUUGUUUUGGUCAUCUACAUCAAACCAUUGCACUGAGAACCUCAAUCAGUUACAUUGCAACAUUGCAUUGUUAACCUUCGUUGUUAAGUGUGUGGUGUAUUACGUCUUUCACAAAGUAAAAUACAGCACGGUCAAGGGCUUUAUGAAUGACAUGACCUUGUUGUUAAAAUCUUGUUUGUUUAUAUUUACUGUAUAAUGUCUUCUUUUUAAAGUUACCUGUAUAAGAACAUCUAGGGUUUGCUGUAUGCUUAAAAAUUCAAAUUAGCAUGGCUAAUUACGUUUUUUUCUCUGCCAAUAUACUGAACUAUACAGAACUAUGUCACAGACAGGUUGAAAUCACGGAAAUAAACCCUUAGAAAUUGCUAGAAAGGCCUCCCUUAGCAACAGUACUGUUACAUCUGUAUAGUAACAAAAGCCAAUUUUACAUGCAAUUUUAAACACAGUUAUUAUGUUGAUUGUUUUAAGGUCUCAAAAAAGGUAACAGUAAUUUUGAGCCGUAUUGAGGCGGAUUAUUGGUGAAAUCUAAUCUUUUAGGACCUGUUUUUAAACACAAACUACACUCCACACCUUUGUAGGUGAAGCAGUUGGUUCAGCUGUGAUUUAAAACAUUGCUUCUCUCAAAAAUUACUCAGGGAUGUGAAAAACAAGACUAGAUUGAUCACUUCACCUAAAUCAUAUUCCUUCACAGCUACCACACUAACAUGGUGUGUCUACCAUACAAUUGUGUAAUGUACCAAUGAUGUCUUGAAAAAGUAUCCUUAUGUAAUAGGAAAUUAAGCAUGAGUCAAAUGUACUGUAUGUCUCCCAUACAUUUUCUAAAUCCAGUACAGUACCAUGAACAUUUCUAAGCCUACACCUAGUUUUAUGAGUCUUAGUUGAUUUCACUAAAGAUUCAGAUCAAAAUUAAAAUAAGACAUACCUUAUUAUUGAAGGACAAUGUAAUAUAUACAUGUAUGUAUACACUACCGGUCAAAAGUUUUAGAACACCUCCAUUUUUCCAGUUUUUAUUGAAAUUUAUGCAGUUUAAUGUCUCAAUGUACUCUGAAAUUAAAGCAUAGAACAAAUAAACAAUUGGAGAUAAAAAAUAAAUCAUGGAAUCGUUUUGUUUAACAAAGUUUAAUCUAAAUUUUUGACUCAUCAAAGUAGCCACCUUUUGCAGAUAUAACAGCCGAACACACUCGUGGCAUUCUUUCUACAAUGGAAAUCAAAUAUUGUUCGGAAAGUUCUUCCCAACACUGUUGCAGAAGUUCCCACAAAUGUGUUGCACUUGUAGGUUGCUUUGCUUUCACCCUUCUGUCCAGUUCAUCCCAAACCAGCUCGAUGGGGUUUAAGUCUGGAGACUGUGCUGGCCAUUCCAUGAUUUGAAGCCUACCGUCUUGUUCUUUUCUUCUAAGGUCGUUCUGACAUAGCCUGGAGGUAUGUUUUGGGUCAUUAUCUUGCUGUAGGAUGAACCCCUGACCAACUAGACGUAUACCAGAGGGUAUUGCAUGGCGCUGCAAAAUGCUGUGGUAGCAGUUUUGGUUCAGGGUGCCACUCACUCGCCGACUGCGAGUCGCCGACUCUGGAUCCAGCAAAAGAGCCCCAGACCAUCACGCUUCCUCCUCCAUGUUUGACAGUUGGUGUCACACACCGAGGAACCAUCCUUUCGCCUACUCGACGGCGUACAAAAACCCUGCGUGAUGAACAGAAGAUUUCAAAUUUUGAUUCAUCGGUCCAUAAGACCUUCUUCCAGUCUUCAGUAGUCCACUGGCGGUGCUUCAUGGCCCAGGCAAGCCCCUUUUUCUUAUUUUGCCAUCUUAGCAAUGGCUUUCUUACUGCCACUCGACCUGUCAAACCUGCAGCUCGAAGUCUUCUCUUCACAGUUGAAACUGAGACUUGCUUACUUCGACCAGUGUUAAGCUGUGCUUGAAGCUGUUGUCCUGUGAGCCGCCUAUCACCCAAGCUGUUGACUCUCAGAAACUUGUCUUCUGAUUCUGUUGUGGCUUUGGGUCUGCCAGACCUCUUCCUGUCAGAGUUUCCUCCAGUUUCCAAGUGCCUUUUGAUGGUGUAGGAAACUGUACUCACUGACACCUUGGCUUUCUUUGCAAUUUCUCUAAAGGAAAGACCUACACUUGUAAGGGUUAUAAUGGUCUGUCUGUCUUCCUUUGUUAAUUGCCUUUUUCUCACCAUUAUGAGAGCAAUAUACUACUUCCUGCAGUACAAUACUGUCCAAAUAAUGCUUAAGAGGGUGUAGUAACACAGUCUGUUCCAACACUGCUUUUAUACAAACAGAGGGUUUGUAAGUAAUCAACAAAAGUUGGGACACCUGUAGGAAUUGUUAGCAUCAACUUUCAAGGCUUAAUUUACUUCCAUUGCUGCAGAACAGCUGUAAGUUGUUAACCCAUUACUUGUUCCCUGAAAAAGACCUUUUUGUAUAACUCUGAAAUGUACAUUAUUUUUCAGUUUUUGGUAACCUAAACUUUUUUUUUUAACCUCUGGCAGUUUACCGCUUACCUUUGUACCAUUUCAGGUUAUUCACUGGACCUGAACUGCUUAAAUUUCAAUAAAAAACUGGAAAAAUGGGGGUGUUCUAAAACGGUAGUGUAUAAUUUCAUUUAUUUCAUUUAAGAGGAGAAGUGGAGUUCACAUCAGACAAUGUAGACAGAAUGCUGUUAGGCAAACCUAGAGAUUUCCUGUACAGGACACUAGAAAAAAAAAAAAAAAAAUAUAUAUAUAUAUAUAUAUCCAACAAUCAUGGUACUUUAAUCAAUAUGCCUGCCUACUGUAGUGGAAAUACUACUACUAAUAUUUUUUAAAACCAGUCCUGUCGGGGAUCUGUAGAAUUAAUCCCUUUAUAAAUAAUCAACAGGAUAGCAUGCACAUCAAAGGUAAUGAAAACCCAACUGAGUCCCUGGAUUUGCCUCAUAGCCUGGCUGUUUAUGUGAUAGAAAACCACUCCAUGCUGCAUAGGAGAAUCUAAUCACAGGACUCAUAAACCACAGCCUGCACCUUAUGCCACAAGACCCUUUGAAAAUGACUGUACUUCAUUGACUCUCUGAUGCAGUGCAUUCAAUAAUUUAUUAAUUACAGUUCUUGCAUAAUAUUUACCAGUUCUUGCUAUUUAUCUUACUCUGAAAUGGUGCUGGUAGCAGUCCACUCUGUACAGGUGUUGCGUGCCUAUAUCUAAACCACUCAAUUAUGUCGUUGCAAGUAAAGAACAUGUUUUGCCUAUUUACAGUUGUUUGUAUGGUGAUAAAAAAAAAAUAAACUAUUGUGAUAUCAUUUCCCAAACGUAUUUGCCAAAAAAUAGCUGCUCCAGCACAACUGCAAAUACAUUUUCGGUCAUGCUUGUCGACUGUAGAUCUUGAUUUCAUAAAUUAGACUCUGUGUUUUUCAUCUUUAUUUGGAGCUGAUAAAUAAUGAUACACACACAGUUUCAUAAAGAGAGCGAGACACAAUAAGAUUGAACUGGUAAAUUUACCAAAAACUUACACUCAAUCAAUUGCUAUUUUAAUAUUGUUUAUAGAAAACAACCUAGAUUAAACAAUCCUACAGAAAAUGUCUAUGGGAAUAAUUUUUUUACACAGAUCCUUCUAAAAAUCUUAUAGGUUCCAACAGAACAGUUUGAGGAAUCCUAUGCACUUCUUAUAUAAACCCUAUACAGUUGUUAUGGGAGUACAGUACUACAGAAGUGUUAUACGAACCCUUUUAAAAAUCUCAAAGGAAUUGUUUAAAAAAUCUCAUUGAAUUCCUUUAAAAAAUCCUAUAACAAUAUUUUCAAAAAUUUGUAUCUUACAGACAUUUUGUAGGAAUAUAGGAAUUACAUUGUUUUAAAUGUACCCGUGCACAAACCACUCAUUUGAGGCCUUGCUUCAAAUCUACCCGUGCACAAACCACUCAUUUGAGGCCUUGCAUCAAAUCUACCCGUGCACAAACCACUCAUUUGAGGCCUUGCAUCAAAUCUACCCGUGCACAAACCACUCAUUUGAGGCCUUGCUUCAAAUCUACUCGUGCACAAACCACUCAUUUGAGGCCUUGCAUCAAAUCUACCCGUGCACAAACCACUCAUUUGAGGCCUUGCAUCAAAUCUACCCGUGCACAAACCACUCAUUUGAGGCCUUGCUUCAAAUCUACCCGUGCACAAACCACUCAUUUGAGGCCUUGCUUCAAAUCUACCCGUGCACAAACCACCCAUUUGAGGCCUUGCUUCAAAUCUACCCGUGCACAAACCACUCAUUUGAGGCCUUGCAUCAAAUCUACCCGUGCACAAACCACUCAUUUGAGGACUUGCUUCAGCUCUUGCAGCUACAUGUACAAUUUUGGUCUAUAAAAGCAUGUAUUUUGUUAAAGAUGAUUUAUUUUCCCUAGAAGCUACUACAUAAUUUGUGACUGUUUCAGCUUUAAAUUGCAAUCCCCUAACAUCAAAUGUUAUUGGAAGUACUAUUUCAAGUUAAAAAUGUCAUGUAACAUGCUCAUUUUUUAAAUUAUAGCUACUCUUUUAAAAUGACAUGUUUCCAUACUGUUAAAAGUUAUGUAGAUGACACCCAUUGUGAUGUAGAGAUGGGUGGAUUGUUGUAGCAUUUAAAGGAUACAAAAGGUUAGUAACUCCAUGCAUUAAGACGUAGUUAACAAAUAUGUUAUUAUGCAAUAAUAACUGGUGAUCAAUAUUUUCAGUGGGCUCAUCCAGUUGAUAUUUCCUGUCCAGAUAUUAGGGGAAACACACACUUGUUAACACUGUCAACAGAGCGCGACCCCAGCGCUAGCUGUCAAACUGAAAAGAAUUGCAACCGUAUCUCACAUAAUUGCUGUCUUCUCUCACUCGCUUCUCAUCCGGGACAAUUGCUCACCAGAGAUAAUAAAAAAUACUGCAUGGGGUAGUGUGUGAUAAAUGAGAAUUUAAUGCCCACCCUCCAGGUGCUACAUAAACCCAGAGGGUGAAAUUCAAGGGGUUUAUCCAAGUAUCCCACCCCUUUGGUGGGCAUUCAAUUCUCAUUUCACACACUACCCCAUGAAUUAAAGAGAAUCGUUUGGUGACAAAAGCAUACAGUAGUUUUGAAAAGUCACUUAAACUGUACACUGUCCACACUACUUAACUAAUGCGUGUUUACCACAUGUUGAAAGUGUGAUUGUAAAAAUGGAGUGUGGAUAGUGUAUUAGUUUUUUUUUAGUAGUACUUUGUAUCUUAUGCUGUACAACAGUUCUAUAAUUGUGAUUUAAAGUUGUAUGGUAAUUGAUGCUUUUAUAAUGUAUGAUUUUACCACAAGGCUGAGAUUAACUUGUAAUGAAUUAUCCCCAAAGGUAUUUAAAGGCUUUGUACUAUAAUUACAUACAUAAUUCUGGUAAAUAUUGUCGAAACUGCUCUAUAUUCUGAAGAAGUUAAUCUAUUUCGGCAUAAUUACGUAUUAUUGUAAGCAGUGUAAUCAGAAAAAAAAAGCUUUGUUAUUGAGCAAUGGGAAUAUAAAUUUCUCCCUCAGGACAGAAUCAGUCAAUCUCAUAUAAAUGCCAUUCCGGAAUGUGUUUCGAAAAACUCAAGUUGCCAUAUUAUGACUGUCUGGCUUUUUAUUGUACCGCUUUAUUCAAAUCGAGCGUCUGAUUUCAUCUAACCUGUGUGAUAAUAGAGCACCUGUAGAAGCACUUGUAGAAUUUGCUGCUCUUGUUGUGUAAUAAACUGUGCAGAAUGCAAGCAAAAUAUAUUAUUGACAGAUGUGUAUCGCUUAUCAUUUUGUGGAUACAUGUUCAAUAAAGAUUGUGAAACAAA